AUGCCAAUGUGGGCAUGCGACUCCGACGGUUGCUCGAAACCCGCAGUCCGUAACGCUGGUGACUGCAUUUUAUGUAACCGUCACCUUUGCUCCUUACACCUGCAGAGUCCAUAUCAUCAAUGUCCCUCAUGGGAGGACGCCGAUCACUACGAUCCCGCCGCCGGGGAAGCCGAGAGAAAAGAGAUAGAAAGGCUGCUUCAAAAAAUCAACAAGGAAGCUCUGGCCGCGCGUGCGAGCGAGCUGCGAGAUGGGAUGCCUUGCACCAUCCCUGCACUCCAGUACGAUGGAUCCAAACGGAGCUCUAUCAUGGGUGGUAUGAACUACCACAUCGACAUCGUUUUCGAAGAUGGUGUUGUUUGGCUGGCACGCAUCCGCCGUUUCGAUGCUGCCUCUCCUCCACCCGCUUUGCGGGAUCACAUUUUCCAGAGCGAAGUCGCCACGAUGAAGUUCCUCGAGGAAGUCGCAAUACCGACUCCGAGGGUGUUUGAUUUUGCCCUGGAAAGCGAGGAGAAUCCCGUUGGCGUUGGGUAUAUGCUGAUUGAGAAAAUGCCGGGAACGUCCCUACGGUGGUCACUUGCUUCGCCGGAUCAGCGGAGGAAGGUUGUGGAACAACUUGCGGAUAUGCUGAUCGAGCUGCGAAAACAUCCGUUUGACAAGAUGGGGUCCCUUGAACUUAGUGCUUCUGGUCCUCUUCACAUUGGGGCUUUUGCACGCGAGUCGCUUACGGAUUUCGACCGUAGUCGCAUCUCGGCCUUAGGCCCGUAUUCCUCGCUCGAGGAAUAUCAUACUGCUUCCAUCAGACUCAUCCUAGAUUUGAUCCUACGAGAGGAAAUGUACUCCCAAAACCCCAUCGACGCAUACCUCAUCCACCGCUUCCUCCUCGACCUCAUCCCCUCUGUCCUCCCUCCUCCUUCCUUCCGGCAAAACACCAAAGAUCAUCACUUCUUCCUCAAACACGCCGACGACAAAGGCGACCAUAUCCUCGUCGACGACGACUACAACAUCACCGCGCUCAUCGAUUGGGAGUGGGCUUACACCGCCCCCGAACCGCUCGCGUUCAACUCGCCCGUCGGACUCCUCCCCGUAGCAGAGUUCUACAACGGCGUCAACGCAUUGGGUGAGGAGGAGGAGUGGCUGGCGCAGAUGUUCGAAUUGAGGGGGCACUUGGGUCUAGCGCGGGCGGUGAGAGGGGGUCGCGUGCAGCACUUCUUUGCGUUUUGUUGUGGGUAUGAUCUUUCGGAUUGGAAGGGGUUUCUUGGGUUAUUUAGGGGUUUGAGGGAUGCGGUUGGUGUGGAUCCCGGGUUGGGAUGGGAGGAGUGGAAAGGGGUGGCUUUGGAGCGGUAUCGGGGGGAUGAGGGGUUGAGGGUUUUACUGGGGAGGGUAUGA
This is a messenger RNA of Westerdykella ornata, 1386 nucleotides long. RefSeq lists its product as uncharacterized. Bases 1 to 1386 code for a protein of 461 amino acids. The record is from RefSeq and is a predicted model, not a curated record. The transcript is spliced from 2 exons. Lineage: Eukaryota; Fungi; Ascomycota; Dothideomycetes; Pleosporales; Sporormiaceae.